UUUUAUAUUUCAUCGAAUUUUGAUUCAAUGUUAAAAGUAUUACGAAAAAAUGUUUAAAUUUUGUUUAAUUAGUCUCAAUUUAUCAAAUUUUUAUUAUUAACACAUUAAAUAUCAAAGCCUCUGCGAAAGUCAAUAAAAAAAUUUAGUAUUGCAAAAACAAAACUAAUUAUUGUAGUUAUGUUUAGUGUUAAUGAUUGUGAAUAUAAUAAGGAAAGUUUUCUUGAAGAAAAAAAGGCUGCCAGAGAAGAAAGAGCCUUAGAGAAAAAACGUGAAAAUGCAGCUAUUUGUAUUCAAGCACAAAUUAGGGGAUUUAUUUCUCGACAAAAAUAUAAAAAACGUGUCAAUACUGAUUUAGAUACAGUUCUAUCAGAAUUUAAAAGUAAUGAAGAAUAUCCGAAAUUUACAUUUCCUAUUAAAGUUUAUGAAGCUGCUUCAAGAUACUUGACUCAAUUUGUUCCAUCUGAAAAUGACGAUAGAGAAAGAUUUGAUAAUUUGUGCCGCUAUAUAAAUGCGUCGAUCGAAUAUGAAAAUCCAAAAUAUAAUUACGCUAGUUUGGCGCUAAACAAAGAAUUAAGUUUGUUAUGGAUUAAACAUAUUAAAAAUAUAGCAAAUACCUGUUGCAAAAUAAUUGAAAUAAUUAAGCCUGAAAAUCAUACCGAUAGCAUAUCAUUAGCACUUUAUUUACACACUUUAAUUGUAUUAACAUCACCAAAAACUUGGGGUAUUCUUCAUAAUAAAAAUAUGGAAAAAAUGCUCCCAGCUUAUCAAAAGAUUUGCCAUAAUAUACAAGGCGAUCUAAUUCAAAAAGGUUUUUUUAAAUCAAUGAGGACAAUACUUUUGCGAGGAACUUCCAGGGAAGAAAUAACAUUGAAACCAGUGUCGUUAAAGGCUAUAAUAACAUUAACAACAAGACCACUAAUUGAUGGGAAUUUCAGUCAAAAUUUAUUAUCACAAUUUUUAUCAGAAAUAUUAUCAGUUCCAGCUCUUAUUUGGCAUAUUGAAUCAUAUGCUUUAGAUUGCAUACCAUUGUUUCAAUCCAUAAACUUGUUAGAAAAAAGCUUAAAAAUUACAGAUGACUUAAGUUGGUAUAAAAAUUUUGCAACCGAAGUGCCAGGCACGAAGUCUUUGGCAUUCUUAGGAAAUUUAGUUCAACUUUUCAACGACGAAGAGCAAGAAACUGCUGAACGUAUUGCAUUUCCUACUUUUACGAGCAUUGCAGCAAUUUUAUUAGAAAAAAUUCCUGAUACUGUUGGUACAAAGGGUGUAUUUUCACAAUGGCAUGAUCUACUAGGAUGGUAUACCCCAGUUCCAGGUGCAGCCCAAAAUCAAAAUGUACAAUUAAUAAGACGUCAGUAUCAUUUGUUAUGGGGUCAUAAGUGCAUUAAAAUUUUACUUGGAAAUUGUUUGAAAAAGUUAAGCGAAAAUUAUGAACGAAUUGAAUUUCAACCCCCGCCCCAAAACACCGGAAGCAAUCUGUUUAGAAGAGCUUUAGAAAGAAGUUCAACUAAAGGAAAUUUAAGUAAAAGUGGCAGGCCAUGGAGAAAAUUAGACUCGGUUGAAGUUUUAAGAAUUGCAAAAGUUUGUGCAAUGUAUCACAACGCUUUAAGCACCUUAUCUCUGUUGAAACUGGACAUUUUAUCAGGAAUUUGUUACAACAAUACCGUUCUCUAUGAUCUUUGGUUACUCAUUACAUCACUUGGACAACAUUGUGGAUUAAAAGAAUUUUAUGAAAUGCUUAAGUUAGAUUCGUCUGUAACUCAACCACAAUUGCUGAUGCUGAUGCUUUUUUGUGAAUGUAUGACCCAUUAUGUUACCAUCUUGGAUGAAUAUGAAAUGUAUACCGAACAAAAACCUUUUCUUUUGAAUGAUUAUGUUGCACUGUCAUAUUUUUUGAAUAAUUUUCUUUACAAAAUAAUACAAGAUAAUAUUUUAGGUAUUUUUCCAAAUUUAUGUUUUCUAUUAUUUAAUCUUUUAAUUAUCUUGAUUAACAUAGGUACAAGAACUGUUACAUCAAGCCCAUUAUUCAUAUCACUUCACACAUUGCUUUUGUGUUUAUAUCGACGAGAUUGUCGUAGACAAUUUGCGCCCGCUAAUCAUUGGUUAAUACAUGAAAUUCGGCCUUCAACUUUUCUUAGUGACUUAGAUAAAGGCAAGCGACAUACACAAAUUUUACUACAAAAGAUGCCUCAUAUUAUACCACAUGAUGAUCGCGUUAAGCUGUUUAGAAAAUACGUUCAGAAUGAAAAAGCUGUGUUAGGUUUAACUGAAUCUGCGUGUGCUUCUCCAAGAUCUGCUUUAAUAACUAUUCAUAGGGAUCGAAUCGUUGAAGAUGGGUACAGACAGUUAGCAGCUCUACGAGCUCACGCUUUGAAAGGUGUUAUUAGAGUACGUUUUAUUAACCAACAGGGCCUUCAUGAAGCUGGAAUUGAUCAAGAUGGUGUCUUUAAAGAAUUUCUUGAAGAAACAAUCAAAAGAGUUUUUGAUCCGGCACUUAAUUUAUUUAAAACGACAUCAGAUCAACGUCUUUAUCCUUCACCAAUUUCAUAUGUUCAAGAUAAUCAUUUACAACUAUUUGAUUUUGUUGGCAAAAUGUUAGGAAAAGCUGUUUAUGAAGGAAUUGUUGUUGAUGUUCCUUUCGCUUCAUUUUUUCUAUCUCAACUGCUUGGUCAAACUCAUCAGGCGUUGUAUAGUUGUGUAGACGAAUUGCCAUCAUUAGAUAAUGAAUUAUAUAAGAGUUUAACAUUUAUUAAGCACUAUAAGCAAGAUGUAUCUGAUCUGAAUUUAACAUUUUCAGUAGAUCAAGAUGUUAUGGGUAAAAUAGUAACACAUGAAUUACAUCCUGGAGGAAAAGCACGAGUUGUUACAGAUACAAAUAAGAUAAAUUACAUUCAUUAUAUGGCAUAUUUUCAUAUGCAUACACAAAUUCGAGAACAAACGGCUGCUUUUAAUCGCGGAUUUCGAAGUAUUGUAAAUCCAGAAUGGCUAUCUCUUUUUUCUGCUCCUGAACUGCAACGUCUUAUAUCAGGCGAUACAGUUCCUCUAGAUUUGAGAGACUUACGAAAACAUACUCAAUAUUAUGGAGGUUUUCAUGAUUCUCAUCGUGUUAUAGGUUGGCUUUGGGAUGUAUUGGCAAGAGAUUUUACUGAAGAAGAAAGAAAACUUUUCUUGAAGUUUGUAACAAGUUGCUCGAAGCCGCCCCUACUCGGUUUUGCACAUUUAGAGCCUCCAUUCUCUAUACGUUGUGUUGAAGUAGGUGACGAUGAGGAUACUGGUGAUACAAUUGGAAGUGUUAUAAGGGGCUUUUUCACAAUUAGAAAAAAAGACCCAUUAAAUCGAUUACCAACUUCAUCAACAUGUUUUAAUUUAUUAAAAUUACCUAAUUAUCAAAAGAAAACUACUCUUAGAGAUAAAUUACGUUAUGCUGUAUGCAGUAAUACAGGAUUUGAAUUGUCUUAAAUAAUAUAUACAUAUAUGUUUAUAGACGAAUUCUUUUCUUCACUAGCUAUAUUAAAAUAUAAAUAUGAUAAGCAAGAAAAAUAUCCAAAGACGUGAAAAGUAAGAUAUACACAAAAAAAUUUUAGAAAUUUAGUUUAUUAGACUCAAAUUUUGUAUAGAAAUUCUAAAGAAAAAUUAAUAAAUUAAUGUUUAAGUAAUUGUCAAAAUUAAAACAAAAUGACCAAAAGGAUAAAUCAAUCAAUUUCAAAAUUUUCCACGGAAAAUAUAAAAAUGUUUGACAAGAAAGUGUCCUCUACAAUAUUUAAAAAUUUAAUUUCUUUUAACGAUAGAUAUAGCUGACUGGUUCAGUUUAAUAUUAGAAAAACAUAACAAAAACACAUUAUUGGGUUUUCCUAUUCUUAUCUUUUUUUUUUUUGUAAAAUUUAUAAAAAUAUCUCAAUGAAAAAUAUAAUAAAAAUUAAUAAUACUAGGAUAAAAACUUAGACUGUAAGAAAAAAAAUUUAUAAAGACACAAUCUAAAUAAUUAUAUAUAUACAAAUUAAUAUUGAUACUGAAAUGUUACGUACAUAUUAUAAAAUUAAGGAAAUCAUAAUCUGUAACACAAAAAAAUUAUU
Condylostylus longicornis is the source of this 4070-nucleotide messenger RNA. RefSeq names its product ubiquitin-protein ligase E3B. Bases 178 to 3456 code for a protein of 1092 amino acids. Gene Ontology annotation, molecular function: protein binding; ubiquitin protein ligase activity. The record is from RefSeq and is a predicted model, not a curated record. Gene Ontology annotation, biological process: protein polyubiquitination; ubiquitin-dependent protein catabolic process. NCBI's taxonomy places the organism in Eukaryota, Metazoa, Arthropoda, Insecta, Diptera, Dolichopodidae. The transcript has 11 exons.